Molecule: messenger RNA, 3616 nt
Organism: Diachasmimorpha longicaudata
Lineage: Eukaryota; Metazoa; Arthropoda; Insecta; Hymenoptera; Braconidae
Product: protein artichoke-like
Exons: 2
Coding region: 362-3064 (900 amino acids)
Cellular component (GO): extracellular matrix
Molecular function (GO): protein binding
Source: RefSeq, a predicted model, not a curated record
AGAAGAAGAAGGUUGAACCUUCAAGUACUUAAGAUGCUUCUGAAUCCCAUCAAAACUGAAUAGAAAGACCCCGAAAUGACCAAAUUCCAAGUAAUUGCGAACUAAAAGUGAUGACGACAUUCUGAUCGGUCAAAAGUUAAUUUUCAAGUAGAACAGCACGAUCGAGCUCUAUAGGACGAUGUAAUUUCGCAACCAAAUAGAUAAUGCAACUGAAUUAUGAUCCAAUCUUUUCGCAAAUGUUAAUCCCGCUGACCUGCAAUACCCCCACUAUUCAACAGCUAUCACCAGCAUCUUAUAAUACCGUUCAGUUCCCGAUCAAAUCGGUUUGGGUCGUGAAUGCUGAUCAGCGAGAAGCUCAAGCAUGGAGAUAUUCAUCGGCCUCAUCAGUUUUGCCUUCUGCCUGUCAUCAACCCGAGGGCAAGAGGAAAUCUGCAGCAAUGAAAAUUGGGAUUUUCGAAUUUGUAAGAAAUCUAAUAGACUCACGAAGGUCAUCCACGACGCACGAUUUUUUUCCGGAAAAAAUUUCUACAAAACCCUCGACAACAUUUCCGCCAUCGAGGAGGAUGCUUUCACUGCACUGAACCUCGUAAGGCUUAUCCUGACGUUCAACGAACCAGACAAUAAUGAUGGAAGUCUUCUGCAUUCGGUGUUCGUAAAACCAAAUACGUUCGGGGGUCUGACUGGCUUGCGGAUGCUGAGCAUUGAUGGUGCACGACUGGACACCAAUGGAGAUAUUUUGAAUCUGCCGAAGUCAUUAGUGAGCUUGACAUUUCGCAAAUGUGGAUUCACCGAAGUACCAACAGAAAUGCUGACGGCUACGCCGUAUCUUCAGGAGCUGUCGCUCGAAGGGAAUGUCAUCCGUAGCAUCAAACCCAAUGCGUUUGCUAGCUUAACGAACCUGAAGCAUCUUGACUUGAGCAGAAAUGGUGUCAAGAAACUUCACGAAGGUUGUUUCAAUCAACUCAGGAACUUGGAAUCGUUGAAAUUAAUUCAGAACUACAUUGCUCCGGUACCUGCGCUCUUCAGGGGAUUGCAAAAGUUGAAGAAACUCUACAUCACUGAUGCAUUCAAUAUCCUGGGCUUCCAACCACAUCUACUAGAAGAUCUGCCAACUCUCGUUGUCUUGUACUUGGGUUUCAAUCGAAUAUCAUAUCUGCAAUUCAGAAUGUUUGAUGCUGCACGUGGCCUUGAACACCUGUCCUUGUACGGAAAUCUUCUCCAACACAUUCCCAGAGGUGUUUUCGAAAAACUCACGUCAUUGAACGAACUAUCUCUGGCUGACAAUCGAAUCGAAACAAUCGAACCCGGUGCAUUCUCCGGGUUGAACCUCACUCGUCUUGUCUUGUCUCUCAAUAAUAUCAAGAUCAUUGAGGCUGGAGCUUUCAGCAAUCUUAACGUCAGAAAUCGUUUGGAUCUCAGGAAGAAUUUAAUUUCAGAAGUGAAACCAGGAGCUUUUACGAAAUUAUCUACCCGACAGUUGGAUUUAACGGAGAACAAAUUGACCAGGAUCAAUGCUGAUGAUUUCGCGGGUCUCAUCGCCAGAGAGCUGGACCUGAGCUCCAACCAAAUUACAACAAUCGCACCGAAGGCUUUCACCUACGCGAUAAUUAAUGAAGUUGGACUUUUUUUUAAUCCUAUCACGGAAGUUGAUAGAAAAUUAUGGGGACUGCAGGACUUUGAAGAAAUAAUGAAACGAAAUUGUGACGUUAUGAAAGCUGUCCUGGGAAUUCAUCUCGUGACUCUGGCGUUAUCAGUGAACGCGAAUUUUCCUUCCUCCUUGAACACUUCAGACCAUACGCUGUACGUAGAAGACAACACAAUCAUCCGAGUUUCCAAAAUCGGUUACUCCAAUCGACUCAGUAUGACACUCGAUACGCAGCACAUAGCGAUCGCUCCACUUGCAUUCCAGGAUUCAGAUGUCAAGGAUCUUCACCUGACGUUCAAUACUUCAACGAAUUUGACGAGGAAUGUGGGGAACAGCUACGGACAGAUCUCGCUGCAACCAGCGUCUCUCCUUGGGUUGGAUCUGGACACACUUUCCUUGAGCAACGUCGAUGUCACCUUCAACAGAGACGCAAUGACUCCGAUCAGAUCCCUCAAUCAUCUGAGCUUGAUAUCCUGCAAUAUCGUGGAAGUGCCGACUCCGCUGCUGAUGUCCUUUCCUAAAUUGGGAUCGCUGAUACUGUCCGGUCAUAACAUGUCUAUCGUUCAUCAUAAUGCCUUCCAACCCCUGGGGCGACUCUGGUAUCUCAACUUGUCCUCCAAUCGCAUCACUACCUUGGAGUCAGGAUGUUUCAAUGGACUGGAAGAAUUGGAAAGAUUAGAUCUGAGUAACAACAGCUUUACGAUUAUGCCCGCCGUCUUCAAUGGAUUGAUCAAACUUAUGGAGCUUCACAUUCGCGAUUGUCCCUAUCUUCGGAUAAUUGAUAUCAGGGCAUUUAUCGAAAUACCGACUUUGGUGUCACUCACUGUAUCGCACACUGCUGUCGAUAGUUUAGAGCCUGGAAUAUUCAAUAACCUGGGGCGAUUGAGCUGGCUGCAGUUGGAGAAUAAUAGGAUUAGUCGUGUACCGAGAAAUUUAUUCAACAAAUUGGAAUCACUUCAGUAUCUGUUUCUGGAUAAUAACGAGAUAUUAAGAACGGAUUCACAUGCAUUCGCGGGACUCAAUCUCCGGUAUCUCGGGCUGUCGUAUCAGAACCCAGGGUCCAGGAAGCAGUUUCAUCCCCAGAGGGUGGUGAUUGAAAACGGAACUUUCAGCGAUUUGAUUGCCGAUAUCGUGUCUAUGGUGGGCACAUCCAAUCCUGAUAUCAGACCGGGGGCUUUCGAUGGCCUGUCCACUGGAUUAUUGGAUUUACGGUGUGUUGGGAUAGGGAAAAUUGAUACCGAGAUGUUUUCGGGAGUCAGAGCAAAGAAACUGGAUUUGAGAAUGAACGGCAUUUCCGAAAUUAAUAAAAAUGCAUUCAAAGGGGUAAUUGGUGAUGAAGUUGAUCUGUCGUUGAAUCCCAUUCAAAUUACGGAUAAAGAGAAUUGGGAUAUUUCGGAAUCGUUGUAUAUCAACAUUUGAAAAAUAUUGUUGAUGGAAUUUUAGGUGAUUCAAAUGAGAAAUAAACCAAUCACGUUCAUAAAUUGCCAAUUGUUGAAUUAUUGUCUGCCAAAGAUCUUGGGGAGUUUUUCAGAGGAAUCAUUGAAUGAUCUUCGGAAGAUCAGACUGACAAUGUACCGAGAGAAAACUAUAAUUUUGUAUAUUAAAGAUUCUUUUGAGGAGAAUUUAAAGCGAAUUUUCCGAUGAACAUUUCGGGCAUUUGUUUGUUCAAAACAAAUGUGAUUGGCAAAAUUAUAUUUUGUCUCUCAGGGUGGUUUUGUCUGCAGCUGUUUGAUUUUGGAAAAUGUUUUUCAAAUAUCUCAUCUUCCGAAGGUUCUUUUGACGUCACCAGCGAGAUCUCCCGAAGAUCUUUCGGUGAUUCCAGAAAGAUCUUCGACAGACAAAAAUUUCUACGCGAGUGCACAUGAAAAAACUCAAUCGAAAUUCUGAUUUUUCUUCGUAUAUGAAUAAAUAUUAUUAAUUUGUUAAUUGUACGAUUAUUACAAUUUGAAUAAAGACAUGGAAUGUACUAUA